Zea mays is the source of this 688-nucleotide messenger RNA. RefSeq lists its product as uncharacterized. The transcript has 3 exons. Lineage: Eukaryota; Viridiplantae; Streptophyta; Magnoliopsida; Poales; Poaceae. The record is from RefSeq and is a predicted model, not a curated record. Bases 1 to 555 code for a protein of 184 amino acids.
AUGCGUGUGUCCUUCUCUCGUGCCGUGCCGUGCAUGCAUGCAUCACACGAUUCCGCCCGGAGUGCUAGAGUUCGUGGACUCACUUUCUAUUUCUUCUCAGCCCAUAACAUUUUUUGGGUCGACGAAGGAAGGAUCGGAAGGCCCGGCCCAUCGUAUGACGAAGAGCCGGCCCGGCGUGCUCCUCGGUCCUCCCCCGUCUGGUUCGGCAGCGGCAGCAGCGCGAAGGGAGUUCCUCAGCAGGGUAGCCAUGCUUGGUCUUCGUGCCCGCGCAGCGUCGCAGCUCCAGCGCCCAACCCCGUCUCCCUCUUCCGCUUCCUCGGCGUCGUUCUCGCUCGCGAGGCUCGGUUUGUCAGGAUUUUGCUAGCGUCUUCUCUCAGAACUCGACCAGAGCACGCACCGACUACUGACCAAUGUCUCCUUUCAGGUUCAGCUGGGAUAGAGGCACCUAAAUUUUCACAUAUUAUAUUCUUCUUCUGGUUCAUGUUGGCAAAGUACGAUCUUUCACCAUCGGAUUUUGAUAAAUUCAGUAAUAGGAAUUCAAAAAUCUUUGACUGACGAAAAAAUGGACACCCAAAACACGCAACUCACUUUUUUUUCGUUCACCGUCGAAUCCCAUAUCAUCGGAUACCAGUAUUAGUCGUUUUGCCUCCGUGAAGAUGGUGUGAGCUAAAUACAUGUGUCCUUUGUU